Messenger RNA from Papilio xuthus (Asian swallowtail), 8249 nucleotides. RefSeq lists its product as uncharacterized. Gene Ontology annotation, biological process: proteolysis. Gene Ontology annotation, molecular function: serine-type endopeptidase activity. The transcript is spliced from 20 exons. The record is from RefSeq and is a predicted model, not a curated record. Bases 168 to 7355 code for a protein of 2395 amino acids. Lineage: Eukaryota; Metazoa; Arthropoda; Insecta; Lepidoptera; Papilionidae.
GAGAAGACCGCCGGUAACAAAGUGACUCGUUACUGACCGGAGAGGCGUUGUGUCAUCCGAUGUUUUAAAUAUUGACAUCAAUACAGAGACGGUUUCAGUGUGUUGUGCUUUUCAUUGUGGAGUGGUCGGAGGUUACGGAGACAGUUUUUUUACCGAUUUAAUUAACAAUGAAGCCACUACUUAGUACAGUGGUGGCUCUCUGCCUAAUCCUCCCCACACUAGCACACCCAGAAAAUAUCGAGGAGGUUAAAGAAUUGCCACAAAGCAAAGAACCCGUCGUUGAGGCUGAAGAAUCCAAGUCUCAAGCCAGAAAAGAACGUUGCUCAAAAUGCUCGUCUACUGUCGGCUUGGACCUUAAGUCGCCGAAAGACCUUAUCGCGGCACUACAGACCCUACCCGGAGGAGAGGUCCACACCCAGCAAUCCUUUGAAGGCUGCUCGAGCAGCAAAGGCUGCGCUGGCAUUAAGGUUCAAGACGGAAAAGUCACCGACAAAUUUGGUAACUUAAACGCUUUUGGUGGCGAGAAUACUUUCAAAGCCGGUUCUACGUUCGGUAGCAAUCUUCUUAAUGGUAAAAUCUCCGGCGAACCUCUCUGGUGGAUGGGUGCCAACUCUCCGUUCAAAAACAUCAACUCGGCGAGCUACAAAGCCAGCUCAAGUUAUACCAGCACCACUGGAGGUGCCAUAGGAGCUGGUGGUGCUGACCUUUCGAAAAAUAUCUUCUUGAACCCGGGCGCAAGCGGCUUUGCCGGUGGACAAUCGAAUUACGAUGCUUCGUCAUCCUCUUUCCAAGCGACUAAGGAAGGAGAACUUGACGUCGCAAAUAAUCCGUUCUUAAACGGCAACAUAAACUUGGCACAAUCUGGUCUUGCUGGCGGUAAAGGAUUCGCAGCGCAAGGAGGUAGCGCUUUCGGAGCGGGUUCCACCACCGCUUUUGGUAGUGGAUCUGGUUACGUUGGUUCUUCUCCUAGUCCAUUCGCGACCAGCACUGGGCCGAACAUCAACCUGAUUCAAAGCGCACAGAAGCCGAGCGUAUUCGACAUCGACCAGACACAGCAGACGAUCAAUGAUGAUAUAUUCGCUGGAGGAUCUAACGUGAACCUUCAAGUUCCGUCUGGUGAGGGUCUCCAGCAGUCUUGCCUCGGCCAGGGCUACGCCUGCGUGCUGCGCCCUCAGUGCAGCAAUGGUGUCACCAGCGCUAUACCACUAACCAAGAAGCAGUACUGCGACACAAGAACCGAAGUCUGCUGUAGAUUAGACGCCUCUUUAUCCGGAAUACCUCAAACUCCACUUGGAGUUGGCUUCGCUACUUCCGAUACUGAAAUCCAAGGAUCCGGACUACUAAACACGCAGAGCACAACCAACCAGGGCUUUGGAGUUCAAACCGCAUUCAAUGGAGCUUCCAGCUACGACGCCAACCAAGCUACUGUAGGCAACAACUUCGGUUCAACCGUACCCGUCGUGACCGCCAUCCCAAUUGGCUCUACUGGCGCUUUUGGUCCAACAAAUACUCCCACUGGAUUUACUGGCUCCACUCUCCGUCCAGUGUCAGGCCAAGGCAACGUCCUUAACACUGAUACCUUUACUUCUCAGAGCGAAAACACAAACGUGUUCAGGCCCGGGGCAGUCGGUACCGGCCUCAAACCUGGGAUUCCUUACCUACCACCCGUCGACAACACGAACAGCGGCACCAACGUCGUCAGUUCUACUGUAUUCCCAUCAACUCCUUUGUUCACAACCCCCCGUCCAGUUUCCACCCCCCGCCCAAUCCUUCCCCGUCCAGUCACCACACCCCGUCCUUACACCCCCGUACGUCCAGUGACGACCCCACGCCCUGUAAGCAGACCAACGUACUUGCCUCCUGUGUCUUCCACCUCCGCUCCUGGAUAUUUACCCCCAGUGGGAGAACAGACCAUAAACAGGGAAACCUUUGUGCCCAGCCCUGACUACAAUGAGGGUGGAAUUAUUCUGGAUGAAUCAAGAUUUCCUUCAACAACUCGUCAGCCAAUCGUACCUGUUCUAAAUGAAAUCCCUGCUGGAUGCGCUGCCGCUUUGAAAUGUACUCCCAUCGAGUUCUGCACAGCUGAUGGAAUCAUCUCAAACACAACAAUUAUUCUAUCAAGAGAUCAAAAUGCAUACAGAGUACCACUUACUGACUGUAAAGACUUGGCGACUGGUCGCAUCGGCAAAUGCUGUCGUGAUCCCUUCUACACUGACCCCUGGCCCACCAACCAGCUCGGCAAGUGGGUUCCUGGUGUAUUCGGCGGAAACGACGGCAAAUACGUACCUGAUAAUCGCGACAGUUCCAGCACGAUUCGCAACCAGGUCACUGGCAGACCUGACGUCACUGGAAGCACUCUUCUGAACAUUUUCAGGAACCCAAAAACAACACCUCCUACUUUUGGAACAACCCCAGGUCAGGGUGUGCAAAUCACACCGGGUUAUAACCAAGUGCCACAAUUUGGUCAAGGGCAAUUCACUAAAGGUGGUGUGGGUCAAUUCGGUCAGGGUGGUAUUGGUCAAGUAACUCAAACCGGUAUUGGACAAUACGGUCAAACAGGUAUAGGUCAAACUGGCCAGGGACAGAUUGGCCAAACUGGGUUUGGGUUAAUUGGUCAGGCUGGUAUCGGUCAAACUGGUCAGGUUGGUGUUGGACAGAACGGUCAGGUCGGUGUUGGAGAGUACGGAAAAGCAGGUGUCGGCCUAGUCGGUCAAGCUGGAUUUGGGCAGAGGGGCCAAGUCGGAGUAGGACAAGUAGGUUUCGGACAAAGAGGACAAGUUGGAGUUGGACAAAGAGGACAAGGUGGUAUCGGCCAAAUAGGACAAGUGGGAGUGGGACAAAGAGGACAAGUUGGAGUUGGGCAAGGAACUCAAGUUGGUAUUGGCCAAAGAGGACAGGUGGGCAUUGGACAAGUCGGACAAACUGGCAUCGGCCAAGUUAGUCAAACUGGGACUGGAUUAAUUGGCCAAGCUGGCAUUGGCCAAACAGGUCAAGUUGGAGUAGGACAAAUUGGACAAGGGGGCUUUGGACAAAGAGGACAAGUUGGCAUUGGACAAAUUGGGCAAGGUGGCCUAGGGCAAAGAGGACAAGUUGGAGUAGGACAAUUUGGACAAGGUGGCAUUGGACAAAGGGGACAAGUUGGAGUUGGACAAUUUGGACAAGGCGGCAUUGGACAAAGAGGACAAGUUGGAGUAGGACAAAUUGGACAAAGAGGACAAGUUGGAGUAAGCCAAAUUGGACAAAGAGGACAAGUUGGAGUAGGACAAAUUGGACAAAACGGUAUUGGACAAAGAGGACAAGUUGGAGGAGGACAAAUUGGACAAAGCGGUAUUGGACAAAGAGGACAAGUUGGAAUUGGGCAAGUCGGACAAACUGGCAUCGGGCAAGUUGGUAUACAGGGUAUCGGACAAGUUGGCCAAGCCGGUAUUGGCCAGAGGGAACAAGUCGGCAUCGGACAAAGAGGUCAAGUUGGCUUUGGACAAGGAACUCAAAUUGGAGUUGGACAAAGAGGCCAAACAGGUGUUGGAGUUAUUGGUCAAGCUGGUAUUGGGCAAACUGGACAAGUUGGACUUGGACAAAUAGGACAACGUGGUCAAGGCGAAAUAGGCCAAGUUGGAGUUGGUCAAAUCGGAAUUGGACAAAACGGUCAAGUUGGUAUUGAUCAAUUAGGCCAAGGCAGUGUUGGACAAAUUGGUCAAACUGGAAUUGGUCAAAUCGGCCAAACAGGCGUUGGACAAAUCGGCCAAACUGGUGUUGGACAGAUUGGUAAUGUUGGAGUGGGCCAAGUUGGUCAAUAUGGAGUAGGACAAAGGGGCCAAGUUGGUAUAGGGCAAAGAGGACAAGUCGGCAUUGGUCAAGCUGGUUUCGGUUUAGCUGGACAGACUGGCGUAGGUCAAACUAACGUUGGUCAAUAUGGGCAAGCUGGAAUUGGACAAGGCGGCCAAGGUGGUGUAGGUCAAUACGGCCAGGCUGAAACUGGCCAAUAUACUGAAAAUGGUAUUGGACAAUACACACAAAAUGGUGUAGGCCAAUACACUCAGAAUGGAUUAGGACAAUAUACACAAACUGGAGUCGGACAAUACAGUCAACGACAAAUCAUUGGUCAAGGACAAGGUGAGAUCGGCAUUGUUGGUCAAGGACUUGGAAUCGAGCAGGGACAGGGCAGUAUCAUAAGCCAAGGUAAAGGACAACGCAACAAAUUCGGCCUGGUCUCCCAAGGCAUCCAGCUUGAGACCGGACAAGGGCAAUACACUGAGCAAGGAGUGGGCAAGACCGUUGUUCAGGGUGGAGGCGUGGGCAUACUGCAAGGCGGCGGCGUGGGCAUCCAACAAGGCGGCGGCUUGAUAACUGAGAACGAGUAUGGCGCCUCUACUAACAGGAUUUACCUCCAGCGGUACGACGGUGCCGGACAGUGUGGUGUUAAACAUGGCCAAAGACCAUAUGGAAACCACGACAACCUAGAGGUAGACUUCGCGGAGAUCCCAUGGCAGGCGAUGGUGUUGCUGCAGUCCAACAAGAGUCUGCUCUGCGGCGGUGUUAUCUCCAGACCUGACGUUGUGUUGACUUCUGCUUCUUGUGUUGAUGGAUUGGACGCCAGGAACGUUCUAGUCAAAGGCGGCGAAUGGAAGCUUGGAAUCGACGAUGAACCUCUACCUUUCCAGAUCGUGCAAGUCAAAACGAUCAUUUUCCAUCCAGGAUACAGAUCUGGCAGCCUUCAAGAUGAUGUAGCAAUUCUUUACCUCAGUGAAAACCUACGGCUAGCGAACAACAUUCAACCGAUAUGCAUGCCUGAUUCCUCAGACUCGAUUAAUGCUUUCUACAAUGGAGGUGGACAAUGUAUUGUCACUGGAUGGGGCAAGAUAGUAUUGCAAGCUCACCUGGAAGGCAGUAUCAUGCACAGUGUGAACGUAUCACUCAUUCAGCCUAACGAGUGUGAAAGUAGAUUGCAACAGAACUACCCUCACUUACUGGACAACUACGACCGCGACAGCUGCGCCUGCGGACAGCCUACUAAUCCAUUGAACAACAUCUGCAAGGUUGACAUCGGCAGCGCCCUCGCGUGCACAACUGGUGAUGGUUACUACGUGAUGCAGGGUAUCUACUCAUGGGACUCAGGUUGUCAGGUCGGCAACCAAUUGGCAGCAUUCUACAAAUUCGACAUUGAAUGGUACGAGUGGGCCAUCGGACUAACAGAGAGCGUUCGCUACUCCCAGUACGGUGUCGGUACCAAGGUCACACAGACUAAGUACACAGGACAAGUGACCUCCGGUACCAAGGGCAUCCAGUACAACAACGGAUUUAAGGGAACCAUCACUAAUGGCGUCAAGGGCAUCGGACAGGGCACACAAAUCGGUGUUUCACAAGGCGUUACAGGACAAGGUGAGAUCGGCAUUGUUGGUCAAGGACUUGGAAUCGAGCAGGGACAGGGCACUAUUAUAAGCCAAGGCAAAGGUCAACGCAACAAAUACGGCCUGGUCUCACAAGGUACCAUUGUUGAGAACGGACAAGGGCAAUACACUGAGCAAGGAGUGGGCAAGACCGUUGUUCAGGGUGGAGGCGUGGGCAUAGUUCAAGGCGGCGGCGUGGGCAUCCAACAAGGAGGCGGUGUGGGCAUACUGCAAGGCGGCGGCGUGGGCAUCCAACAGGGCGGCGGCUUGAUAGCUGAAAACGAGUAUGGCGCCUCUACUAACAGGAUUUACCUCCAGCGGUACGACGGUGCCGGACAGUGUGGUGUUAAACAUGGCCAAAGACCAUACGGAAACCACGACAACCUAGAGGUAGACUUCGCAGAGAUCCCCUGGCAGGCAAUGGUACUGCUGCAGUCCAACAAGAGUCUGCUCUGCGGCGGUGUUAUCUCCAGACCUGACGUUGUGUUGACUUCUGCUUCUUGUGUUGAUGGAUUGGACGCCAGGAACGUUCUAGUCAAAGGCGGCGAAUGGAAGCUUGGAAUCGACGAUGAACCUCUACCUUUCCAGAUCGUUCAAGUCAAAACGAUCAUUUUCCAUCCAGGAUACAGAUCUGGCAGCCUUCAAGAUGAUGUAGCUAUUCUUUACCUCAGUGAAAACCUACGGCUAGCGAACAACAUUCAACCGAUAUGCAUGCCUGAUUCCUCAGACUCGAUUAAUGCUUUCUACAAUGGAGGUGGACAAUGUAUUGUCACUGGAUGGGGCAAGAUAGUAUUGCAAGCUCACCUGGCAGGCAGUAUCAUGCACAGCGUGAAUGUAUCACUUAUCCAGCCUGACGAAUGUGAAAGUAGAUUGCAACAGAACUACCCUCACUUGCUGGACAACUACGACCGCGACAGCUGCGCCUGCGGACAGCCCACUAAUCCAUUGAACAACAUCUGCAAGGUGGACAUCGGCAGCGCCCUCGCGUGCACAACUGGUGAUGGUUACUACGUGAUGCAGGGUAUCUACUCAUGGGACUCAGGUUGUCAGGUCGGUAAUCAAUUGGCAGCAUUCUACAAAUUCGACAUUGAAUGGUACGAGUGGGCCAUCGGACUAACAGAGAGCGUUCGCUACUCCCAGUACGGUAUCGGUACAAAGGUCACACAGACUAAGUACACAGGACAAGUGACCUCCGGCACCAAGGGCAUCCAGUACAACAACGGAUUUAAGGGAACCAUCACUAACGGCGUCAAAGGCAUCGGACAGGGCACACAAAUCGGUGUUUCACAAGGUACAGGACAGACCCAAUUCAGUACCAGUCAAACUAAAUACGGUACAGACCAAACCCAAUUUGGUAUCGCUAAGACUCAAUUCGACAUCGGGCAAAUCGGCGUAAAUCACAAGGAAGUUAGUGCUGAAGAAUUCGCCAAACUCUUCGGGCAGGGCCAAUUGACCACCAACUUUAGUAACUUCGGCAAAUUUGACCAAGGCAGCACUGGCUUCAAUUCGGGAGGGUUGAAUCUCGGCACCGAGAUAAAGGGACCAAUUUCCAACACCUUCAGCGCGACAUACUCAGAGAAGAAGUAUUACCAAUCCGAACCGAAAAUAAUCACAUAUACGACCAAACCCGAAAUCGUCACCUAUACGACGAAACCCGAAAUCGUUACCUUUACGACCAAACCCGAAAUCUUUACAUACACAACUAAACCCAAAAUAGUUACAUAUACAACCAAACCUAAAAUUAUAACUUACACGACCAAACCUAAAAUCAUUACUUACACAACCAAACCUAAGAUCGUGACUUAUACGACCAAACCUCAAUUUAUCACUUACGAAACAUCUGGCAGUGGUACAAACCCGCAAUACAUCGCUCCAGGUGUCACUUUCAACCCAUCAUUCUCCCAAGUGGUCGGUGCGCAGCACAAACACAACGCCGAAUGCAAAUGCUUAGAAAACGGCAAGAAAUAAAACGACCAAAUUUAAUCGCCUUGAAAAAUAUUGGUAACAAAAUGGACUUAACGUGCCAUAUAAAACAACAUCUCAUAUUUCAUAACAAUUAAAAUAUAAAUCGACAAAAAACAGUACAAAUUUUACUCCAGUUCCUAAAAAUGUUACCAUAUUUUUAAUGCUGGUCACACUAAUUUCGGAACCUGUGAGGUAAAAACUGAACUUUUUUGUAAUUUUUAUUUAUAAAUAUUAAAAUGUGUAAAUAGGUAGGAUUUAUUUAAUUUGUACAAUCUGGUUCAUACAUUAUUGGCAUUUUUACAUGUUUUUUUUUACAGAAUGACUUUUUAAUAAUUAAAACUGCCAGUUUAUUUUUUUACCAGUGUAGUACGAUAUGUAUUCUUUGUUAUUGAACUUUUUUGUAACCAAAAUAAAUGGAAAUGUUUUUUCUUGAUUCAAAUGAAAUUAGACUUUUGACCAUUUUGGUUACAAUAGACACCAACAUGGUCGACUCUCUAAUACGAUUGGUCAUAGUUUUAAAAGUGUUAAUGUAAGUUUUUUAUAUGCAUUAUAGUAUCGUAUAUAUGACUAUCGUAUAUAUGCGUAUGAUAAAUAUCAAUAUGAUACAUAUGUUAUAGUCAAACAAGGAUAUCUGUUCCGGUGACAGGGGCGCUGCUAUCGCGUUUAGUUCUGUCACAAAAUAUAUAAAACCUAUUUAGGCACAAUGUCAUAAAAUAAAAAAAAUAAUGCUACAGCACAAAAACAAUCUUGUUAUACUUCUUGAUAUUGACAGAGUGACGCUAGUGAGCAGUCAUAAUUUUGACUUAUGCCCACUGUUUCAGAUAUCCUUGUCGGUCUAUAAUUCUAAUUGUUGUAAUUAGGAUUAAUCGAUUGAAAUAAAACGACUUUUUAUUAGUA